Molecule: messenger RNA, 903 nt
Organism: Elephantulus edwardii (Cape elephant shrew)
Lineage: Eukaryota; Metazoa; Chordata; Mammalia; Macroscelidea; Macroscelididae
Gene: IQCH
Product: IQ motif containing H
Exons: 6
Coding region: 1-504 (167 amino acids)
Source: RefSeq, a predicted model, not a curated record
AUGGCACAGAAGCCUGAAAACCUCGACCCCAUUGGAACCAUCCUAGUCCAGGUCCAUGAAGAUCUUUAUCUAUUAAAGGAUAAAUUAACUAAAUUCCAACUUGAAGAAAAAAGAAAUAUUCCAGACAUUCGGAAUCUUGAAGCAGCAAUACAAAGGACUGAAAUGGGGUUAAAAAUUCACAUAGAGAAGUAUUUAAAUGUUGUAAACCAACAUGUGUUAACGACUCCUAUUACUGAUGAGGGCUUAUCUUCUCAGGCUUCCAAAUGGAUGCUUCCAACUGCACUUGAUCAGAAAACAUUUCUUUUCCCUGUGGAUUCUGAGGAUAAACUCUGGCAAACCCAAAAACAGCACAUCUCAGUUCCACGUACCUUUCCAAGAGCAAAGCGAAAGAUGGGAUUGAAUGUAAAAAUCAUGCAGGAUCCUGAAAACUCCCAACAUAGAGCUGCUGUCAGUGCAAAAUAUGGAAUCAGUUUGCCAUAUAUUAAUCAGAGAAAAGCUUGUUAGUUAAAAGUUUAAGCAGACAAGGAGAAAGCCCUAGUACUGGUUAUAUUUAUCCACUGAUGUUUAGCUCCAAUUAGACUUUAUAAUGAAACACAUUGAAAGAUCUACAGAAAAUUUGACAUUGAUUUAUUUUAUUUUAAAUAAAGAGGGUUUCUUAAAUGGCUUGAAACAUGUAGCUGUUAACAUGAAUUUUAAAAGAAAGAUUAUGAAUGCAUAACAAAACAGCCAAACAAAACAUUGCUUUGAAUUGCUACACAAAUAACUCUGAUUAUAACUGUUAUGACCUAGAAAAGAAUCAUAAAAACAUUUUUCUUUUUGGCAAGAUAUGAGUUGCUAUAGAAUUAUACCAGUUCUUUGGUCCCACUUUCCAAAUAAAUAAAUAAAUAUAUAAUGCAAUGUAAA